AGACGCCCGGAGCCAGCGCGGUGAGGACCAUGUUGCUUCCGAACAUCCUGCUCACCGGUACACCAGGGGUUGGAAAAACCACGCUAGGCAAAGAACUUGCAUCAAGAUCAGGACUGAAAUACAUUAAUGUGGGUGAUUUAGCUCGGGAAGUCUGAUCAACGGAUAUCAUGGAGUCUGGCAAGAUGGCUUCUCCCAAGAGCAUGCCGAAAGAUGCACAGAUGAUGGCACAAAUCCUGAAGGAUAUGGGGAUUACAGAAUAUGAGCCAAGAGUUAUAAAUCAGAUGUUGGAGUUUGCCUUCCGAUAUGUGACCACAAUUCUAGAUGAUGCAAAAAUUUAUUCCAGCCAUGCUAAGAAAGCUACUGUUGAUGCAGAUGAUGUGCGAUUGGCCAUCCAGUGUCGUGCUGAUCAGUCUUUUACCUCUCCUCCCCCAAGAGAUUUUUUAUUAGAUAUUGCAAGGCAAAGAAAUCAAACUCCUUUGCCAUUAAUCAAGCCAUAUUCAGGCCCCAGGUUGCCACCUGAUAGAUACUGCUUGACCGCUCCAAACUAUAGACUUAAGUCUUUACAAAAAAAGGCAUCUACCUCUGCGGGAAGAAUAACAGUUCCACGGUUAAGUGUUGGUUCAGUUACUAGCAGACCAAGUACUCCCACUCUUGGCACACCAACCCCACAGACCAUGUCUGUGUCAACUAAAGUAGGGACUCCAAUGUCCCUCACAGGGCAAAGGUUUACAGUACAGAUGCCCACUUCACAGUCCCCAACUGUAAAAGCAUCAAUUCCUGCAACAUCCGCAGUUCAGAAUGUUCUGAUUAAUCCAUCAUUAAUUGGGUCCAAAAACAUUCUUAUUACCACUAACAUGGUGUCAUCACAAAAUACUGCCAAUGAAUCAUCAAAUGCAAUGAAAAGAAAACGAGAAGAUGAUGAUGAUGACGAUGAUGACGAUGAUGACUAUGAUAAUUUGUAAUCCAGCCUUGAUGCUUGUAACAUGUAUACUUGGUCUUGAAUCCAUUGUACUAGAUUAAACAUGCAUGCUGGGUAUUUUCAAGUUCUGUUGUAGAAAACUUAAAUGCUAUUUAAUGAGUAAAUAUGGUUAUCCUUUCCGAUUGAGAUGUUGGGUUUUCUUUAAUAGGAUUAGUAAUGGUUAUUCAUCAGCCUUUAAGUGUAAAAAAUAAAACUGUUUUCAUCAGUUUG
Molecule: messenger RNA, 1189 nt
Organism: Lutra lutra (Eurasian river otter)
Lineage: Eukaryota; Metazoa; Chordata; Mammalia; Carnivora; Mustelidae
Gene: TAF9
Product: TATA-box binding protein associated factor 9
Exons: 3
Coding region: 168-962 (264 amino acids)
Biological process (GO): RNA polymerase II preinitiation complex assembly; DNA-templated transcription initiation
Cellular component (GO): SAGA complex; transcription factor TFIID complex; transcription factor TFTC complex
Molecular function (GO): transcription coactivator activity; RNA polymerase II general transcription initiation factor activity; protein heterodimerization activity
Source: RefSeq, a predicted model, not a curated record